This is a messenger RNA of Diachasma alloeum, 1494 nucleotides long. RefSeq names its product Golgi pH regulator (gene GPHR). The coding region runs from base 270 to 1469 and encodes 399 amino acids. Gene Ontology annotation, biological process: intracellular pH reduction. Gene Ontology annotation, molecular function: voltage-gated monoatomic anion channel activity. Gene Ontology annotation, cellular component: Golgi cisterna membrane. The transcript has 8 exons. Lineage: Eukaryota; Metazoa; Arthropoda; Insecta; Hymenoptera; Braconidae. The record is from RefSeq and is a predicted model, not a curated record.
UGGACAACAAAUGUCCGGCAUUCUGACAAUCUGUCAACUUAUAGUUGUUUUAGAUUUUUUUAAAGAGAUGAGAUAAUUGUUCGUUAUUUUAACAAUGGGGUUUAUCGAGGACACUUUUAUUAUUCUUGUCACACAGGGUUAUUUUCUUGCAGAUAUUAUUUUUCCUAGGCGGAUGGGUGUUUUUUGUGAAGAAAUUAUUCCGAGAUUACGAGGUCCACCACAGACUGGUUCAAUUGAUAUUCUCAUCAACAUUCGCGUUAUCCUGCACCAUGUUUGAGUUGAUCAUCUUUGAGAUUGCGGGCAUCCUAGAUUCUAGUUCUAGAUAUUUUCACUGGAAUGUGGGGCUCUACAUGAUACUUUUCAUGGUCAUUGUGUUGAUACCAUUUUACAUUGCCUAUUUUAUCAUCAGCAACAUUGGUUUUGUUAGAAAAAACUUGGUUCGUCCCCUGACCUUUUUAAUAUACCUCUGCUACCUCUAUUUAUUCUGGAAAGUAGGCGAUCCCUUUCCAAUCCUCAGCCCCAAGAAAGGUCUGUUAUCGAUAGAACAAGGAGUGAGUAGAAUCGGAGUGAUCGGAGUCACUGUAAUGGCUCUGUUAUCCGGCUUUGGUGCUGUCAACUACCCAUAUUCAUCGAUGGCGUAUUUCAUGAGGCCCGUGUCGUAUGCAGACCUCCAAGCAAUCGAGAGGAGACUCUUGCAAACGAUGGACAUGAUCGUUGCUAAAAAAAAGAGAAUAGCACUGGCUAAGAAAGGGGAUGUUGUCUCGCAUUCGGACAAUCGCUCAAGACUCUGGGGGAUGCUGUCGCCGUUGACGAGCACUAAAGGACACCAAGAAAACAUCAAACAACUGCAAUCAGAGGUCUCAGGCCUUGAGGAAUUAUCACGUCAGCUGUUUCUAGAGACUCAUGACAUUCAGAACGCCAGGGAACGACUGGAGUGGGCAGCCACCUGGCAAGGAAAAUACUUCAACUUUUUAGGAUACUUUUUCUCAAUCUACUGCACGUGGAAAAUUUUCAUCUCAACGAUAAAUAUCGUUUUUGACCGAGUGGGAAAGAAAGAUCCAGUGACUCGAGGCAUAGAAAUCGCCGUCCACUGGAUCGGCUUCAACAUCGACGUGACAUUCUGGUCCCAACACAUAUCCUUUUUCCUCGUCGGAUGCAUCGUAGUCACAUCCAUUCGCGGUCUCCUCCUGACACUCACCAAGUUUUUUUACGCCAUAUCCAGCAGCAAGUCUUCCAACAUUAUAGUGAUGAUACUUGCCCAGAUAAUGGGAAUGUACUUUGUCUCGUCAGUCCUACUGAUGCGAAUGAACAUGCCAGCCGAGUACAGAAUGAUAAUAACCCAAGUACUCGGUGAUCUUCAAUUCAACUUUUAUCAUCGAUGGUUCGACGUUAUAUUUUUAGUAUCAGCACUAUCAUCAAUUGUCUUUUUAUAUUUGGCUCACAAACAAGCCCCCACCGAACGUUUAUGAAGAUAAUAAAAGUUCUCGUUGUCUA